AAGCUGCAGAGAAGAAAAAACGAUAUAAACGAUAAGUUCAAUGACAGCGGGCGUAUAUGCGCGUGGGUUGAGUACUGCCGUUGUCGAUUCGAGCGACAGCGAACCGACAGAAAUGUGAUAAAAGCAGCCAAGCAUAGAAGGUUCGUUUUGUUGGAAAACUAUAACUCCGUAGAAAUUAAUGAAAUUUUGAUCGCUACUUUGCCAUUCAAAAGAUCAACGAUUAGCGGAUACAAUGUUCCUUUCAAUCGACCGUUUUCGAUCGUUUGCUAUCGAUCGGUAGUCUCAAUACGGCCCCAUGCAUGAUGGUUGAUUGCCGUCCCUUUGACAUAUUGCGUUGUGAAAGAUAAACAUUGCGAACGUACUAAAAACGGAAACGGGCAGGAAAACAUUGGCCACCUGGUAAAGAUAAAUGUGAUAUGCUGCGGUGUUGAACGUGUGCGCAAAUCUGCAUGAUAAGUGCUGCUCACCUUUGAUCCCAUCGCCCGAACCACGUUCGAACCGAUCCGCCAUGUCGUCUCCCUUGGCCGAGGUGCAGAACCUCUACGAACGAUACGUGAAAUGGGUAUCGGGUAAUCCGUCCGCCCUGGCGGACGUUGAACUGACGGUCAAGUGGCUUUCGUACUUUGUGGCUGGCAAAAUUAACAACUCUUCCGCCGUCUCGGAGCUGGUGUACUCCCUGUCCAACUUGCUGGUGUUUUUCAACGACCGUAUAAUCGAGAAGGCGAGUAAAAAAACGCCCGACGACACACAACCCCUAGAACGGCACCUGAAUGUGCUGCUCACGACGCUGGAGUACUGUGAAGUGUUUAUAGAGCUGUCCGCCCAUAAAGUGUGGGGCACGAGCGGGCGAUGGUUUUUCAUCGUUGUCAUGCAAACGAUAAAAUGCAUAGGCAGACUGAUUCUAACGCUAUUUUGCCAAAAUACGAAAAUCGUUCGCAACCCACCGAUUCCGGCGCUGAAUCGCAAAACAAUACAAACAGACCCCCACCACCAUGAUCAGCCCCAAUCGGACAAUGCAUCAUUCCGUGACAAUCUGGCGGACGGAAGUUCCGCCAUCGUGCUGAAGCGUUCGGGGCGCGUGAUGCGCAAAGUGAACUGUUCACCUUCGCUCACGUCACGAUCGUGGAAACCGCCGGCAACGGGGAGCUCUUCUCACCAGCCGGCCGAGUACGGUGGGAAGUUUCUCGUGUCGGCCGAGAUGCUCUACAUUGCCAAACCGCUCAUCCAUCUGGCGAGCAUGAGAAAGUUUGGGACGAAAAGCUGGACCAGCUACCUGAUCGCGCUGGCGCUGGACAGUGCCAGCCUGCGGAUGUACUACAAGAAUCGCGAAGUGCUCUCGAAGGACCAGCGGGUGGAACUGUCGCGAAGGUGUGUAUCGAUGCUGCUGUACCUGAUGCGGUCACCGUUCUACGAUCGCUACACGCACGACAAGAUCGCGUGCCUGCUGAACGGCAUUGGGAACAACGUGCCACUGACGGGCAGCAUUGCGCGGCUCAUACUUUCCUACAUUCCGCACUGGCAGGAGACGUACUUCUAUAUGUGGUCGACGUAACGGGGAUGGACGAUUCGCGCGCUUGGUUGGCCCAACGAAGCCGCAAGCAUUAGGCUUAAUGGUUGAUGCAGUUAAACGGGGGUUUCGGUGCAUACAUGGGGGGUUAGGUUUGUUGGGAGUUCUGUGGUCUCGCAAGCAGCAGGCAGGAUACAAGAAAACAGCAUAUUAAAUAAACGAUUUUGUCUACCAA
Anopheles merus is the source of this 1742-nucleotide messenger RNA. RefSeq names its product peroxisomal membrane protein PEX16 (gene Pex16). The transcript has 3 exons. Gene Ontology annotation, biological process: peroxisome organization. The record is from RefSeq and is a predicted model, not a curated record. Gene Ontology annotation, cellular component: peroxisomal membrane. Bases 509 to 1552 code for a protein of 347 amino acids. Lineage: Eukaryota; Metazoa; Arthropoda; Insecta; Diptera; Culicidae.